This is a messenger RNA of Penicillium argentinense, 327 nucleotides long. RefSeq lists its product as uncharacterized. The record is from RefSeq and is a predicted model, not a curated record. Lineage: Eukaryota; Fungi; Ascomycota; Eurotiomycetes; Eurotiales; Aspergillaceae. Bases 1 to 327 code for a protein of 108 amino acids. The transcript has 2 exons.
AUGGCUCACGCCUCGGACCGAUCGCACCGGAAAACAAAAGGGGCCCCGAACUACGACGACCCCGAGUUCUGGGAUGUGCGGUUUGCGACCGGUCGCGAUGUCGGCGAGUGGCUAAACGCCGGUGACGCCCUCGUUGAUGCCGUUCUGGCCGACUUGGAUCACCGGACGGGAUUCGAAGGCGGCGCACCGCGCGUGUUGCACCUGGGGCCCGGCGUCUCGAAACUGGGGCCUAAGCUGCGCGAUGCCUGUGUCGAGCUAGGGCUGCUGCGAAUAUUCGUAAUUGCGAAUAUUAUUCGUGCGAAUAUUCCAAAUCGGGAUUACGAAUAA